Molecule: messenger RNA, 3062 nt
Organism: Heterocephalus glaber (naked mole-rat)
Lineage: Eukaryota; Metazoa; Chordata; Mammalia; Rodentia; Bathyergidae
Gene: Atl3
Product: atlastin GTPase 3
Molecular function (GO): GTP binding; GTPase activity
Source: RefSeq, a predicted model, not a curated record
GCCCCGGGCCGCCUGUAGAGUCCUGCCUCUGCGCCCUAGGCUCGCUUUCUAGAGCCUCUGCGCGCCCUUCCUUUCACUAGUUUCUCUGGGAGCCGGGGCCCCGCCCGUUUCCCGUCUCUAGGCCCCUGUUCGUGCCCUCCUCAGCCCGCCCCUCUCCUCCGCGCCUCUACUGCUUCUGCUGAAAGUGGAGGCUCCAUGUUGUCCCCUCAGCGAGCGUUAGCGGCUGCCUCGAGAGGAGCAGGUGAUGCCAUGGAGAGUGGAAGGCCUGGGCCAGUGCAAGUCGUUUUGGUUCACAAAGACCAACAUUCCUUUGAGCUAGAAGAGAAAGCCUUGGCCAGCAUCCUCCUACAGGACCAUAUCCGAGAUCUUGAUGUGGUGGUGGUAUCUGUGGCUGGUGCCUUCCGAAAGGGCAAGUCCUUCAUUCUGGACUUCAUGCUACGAUACUUAUAUUCUCAGAAGGAAGGUGGUCAUUCAAAUUGGUUAGGUGACCCAGAGGAACCAUUAACAGGAUUUUCAUGGAGAGGAGGUUCUGACCCAGAAACCACCGGGAUUCAGAUCUGGAGUGAAGUUUUCACUGUAGAGAAGCCAGGUGGAAAGAAGGUUGCAGUUGUUCUGAUGGAUACCCAGGGGGCAUUUGACAGUCAGUCAACUGUGAAAGACUGUGCUACCAUCUUUGCUCUGAGCACCAUGACUAGUUCUGUUCAGAUAUACAAUUUGUCCCAGAACAUUCAGGAAGAUGAUCUUCAACAGCUGCAGCUCUUCACAGAAUAUGGUCGUCUGGCAAUGGAUGAAAUUUUCCAAAAACCCUUCCAGACACUCAUGUUUCUGGUUCGAGACUGGAGUUUCCCUUAUGAGUAUAACUAUGGACUACAAGGAGGGAUGGCAUUUUUGGAUAAACGUUUACAGGUGAAAGAACAUCAACAUGAAGAAAUUCAGAAUGUUCGAAAUCACAUUCACUCAUGUUUCUCUGAUGUCACCUGUUUUCUGUUACCACAUCCAGGACUCCAAGUGGCCACAAGCCCUGACUUUGAUGGGAAAUUGAAAGAUAUUGCUGGUGAUUUCAAAGAGCAGUUGGAGACACUAAUACCAUAUGUAUUAAAUCCAUCUAAGUUAAUGGAAAAGGAGAUCAAUGGCUCAAAGGUCACCUGCCGGGGACUGUUGGAGUAUUUUAAGGCAUAUAUUAAAAUUUAUCAAGGAGAAGAUCUGCCUCACCCCAAAUCCAUGCUUCAGGCCACUGCUGAAGCCAACAAUUUAGCAGCUGCAGCCUCUGCCAAGGAUGUUUAUUACAACAACAUGGAAGAGGUUUGCGGGGGAGAGAAGCCUUACUUGUCUCCAGACAUUUUAGAGGAGAAGCACUGUGAAUUCAGACAGCUCGCUCUGGACCAAUUUAAGAAGACCAAGAAGAUGGGUGGGAAGGAUUUCAGUUUUCGUUAUCAGCAAGAGCUGGAGGAGGAAAUCAAGGAACUCUACGAAAACUUCUGCAAGCACAAUGGGAGCAAGAAUGUUUUUAGCACCUUCCGAACCCCUGCAGUGCUGUUCACGGGCAUUGUGGCUUUGUAUAUAGCCUCUGGCCUCACUGGCUUUGUUGGUCUUGAGGUUGUGGCCCAGCUGUUCAACUGCCUAGUUGGACUGCUGUUAAUAGCACUCCUUACCUGGGGGUACAUCAGGUAUUCCGGUCAGUACCGCGAGCUGGGUGGAGCUAUUGACUCUGGCGCAGCGUAUAUAUUAGAGCAGGCUUCUUCUCACAUUGGUAAUUCUACUCAGGCUGCUGUGAGGGAUGCAGUUGUUGUGCGAUCUCCGGCGGAUAAAAAAGCUCAGUAGCCUUAACAUGAGGAUCCAGCAAGAGCCCGACCAGUCCCUAGAAUCUCGGUUUCUGCCAUGGCCACAGGUCUAGAGGAACAGCAGGCCUGAGACCAUCCAGGGAGAGCUGCAAUAGUACACUGUAAUAAAUGAAUUGACCUCUCCUGUGGCUUCAUAUUCUUAAACAUGCUUUUAUUUCUGUGGAAGCAUUCCUUUUCUUUGCUGUUAGAUCCAAAUUUAGGUCUGUUUUCUUACUACUCUCUGCUCUGUGCACUUUAUGGGAGAAAAAGCUAAAGGAAAAAGUGGAAAUGCAGCUUUUAAGUCUCUUAUGUGCCAUUUAGUGCCUUUUAAGAUGAAAUCUAUGCUUUUUGUGGACAUGAAGGGAAGGGAUGGAGAAUAACCUCAUGAAAUAACGCUGUUUAUAGGUGAAACUAAUCAGUUCUCUUACACCUUACUCUUGUUUUGUUUUUUUUUUUGGUACUGGGGAUCGAACUCGGGUCCUUGUGCUUGCGCAGCAGGCGGAGAAACCACUGAGCUAAAUCCCCAGCCCUCUUAUACCUUACUCUUGAGAAGGAUUCCUUUUUAAAAGUUUACAAAACUUGGAAAAACUUUAGAACUAAAGAUUAACUGAAAUGGGGCCAGGGAUCUAGCUCAGAGGUUCCGGCGCCUGCCCUCGCAAGUGCAAGGACCCGAGUUUGAUCCCCAGUACCAAAAAAAAAGAUUAACUGAAAUGAUGCCAUUAUGCUUUAAAGAUCUUAUUUGUAAUAUUGGUUUUCUGUUUGUCAUAUAAUGUGGGAAAAUCAUGUAUGUAAAUGUACCAUACUCUGGAAUGUAAGGUCUUUUACCUGAUAGGUUGGCGGUUUUAUUGAACCUGGUCUCUAUUUUUUGUUGAUAAUGUUGUUCCUAUAGCUUCUUUUCAGAAAAGAGGCAAAUGUGCCUUGAAAAGCCAAGGGGGUUCAUAAUGGAAGGAAUGAGUUACUUUAAAAAGCUGAUUUUGAAUGAACCUGUGACCUCUAAUAAGUCACUUGAACUUGUGCCUUGGUCAAAGCCACUGUGGGUUUCUAUGUUUAUGUGUUAUAUGCAGCUCUCACACUUGCCAUUUGACAGGUUUUAUUUUUGAGAGUUCUGUGUAAGUGUAAGACUUUACUAAAGGUUAGAGAAAAGACAUCACCAGAUAUUAUUGCCUUUAAUUAAUGCCCUAUUUCAUGUGGCCUACCACUAAUUAAUAAAUAGCCCAAGUUAAGGUCCCUGCUCAAACUGUU